Molecule: messenger RNA, 1235 nt
Organism: Carassius gibelio (silver crucian carp)
Lineage: Eukaryota; Metazoa; Chordata; Actinopteri; Cypriniformes; Cyprinidae
Product: cytochrome c oxidase assembly protein COX16 homolog, mitochondrial
Exons: 4
Coding region: 118-432 (104 amino acids)
Biological process (GO): mitochondrial respiratory chain complex IV assembly
Cellular component (GO): mitochondrial inner membrane
Source: RefSeq, a predicted model, not a curated record
AUGAUGCUGUACCAUCGGGUUUACACAUGGCGGCGUCCUGUGAGCCAUGUUGAAUGAUGUCCUACUGGCUUUAUUCUGGAUAAUGUGAAAUUGUAGAAUGACAUACUUGAUCUAAACAUGUGGAGUCAAGUUCGUAAACUCCAAAAGAACAGGACAGUGAAAUAUGGGAUCCCGAUGCUGCUGCUGGUUGUGGGAGGGUCGUUUGGAUUGAGAGAAUUCACUCAGAUUAGAUAUGAUGCACAGAAGAUCAAAAAGAAGCUGGACCCUGCACUUGAAGCACGGGUGAACAAUAAAAAACAGUCAGCCAUCCUUCACGAAGAGUAUGAGAAAUUGAAGGAUUUGGAUUUGGAUGGAUGGAAGAACAUUCGUGGCCCACGUCCCUGGGAGGAUUCAAAGGAGCAGCAGCAAGCUCAACUCAAUAAAGGCACAUAGAACUCGAAAACCUUAAACUCCCACCGCUGGUCCAAAAGAUGUAAGACUCUCAUAAAAACAGUGCAGUGUAUGGUUGGCUUGUCACCAUAUAAUAAAUUAGCACAUCUUAUUUUAUUAUAUCUAGAUGAUCUCUCUCUCCAGUGUCUUUGAUGCUCCCACUUUUUUAUAGAAUCAGUAAGGUUACAAACCUUAUUUUGUCUGUGUCACCAUGUCAGUUUGCCUUCAUACAGCACUCACACAAUAACUUACUGUGAUUAUAAAAUCAAAGGCUAAAAUGUAUUCAAGUAUAUAGUCUCUUGUGCAAUGAAGAGUGUUUUCAGCGCCUCAAUUCACACUAAAUGCUGCUUCACAAACUCCAUCUCUGUAUGUUCGGUGAGCUUAAUGUGGAGCUGAGUGGGUGCUAGGUUCACUUUUACACAUUCACACAAUUUCUAACAUUUCUGUGGAUAGAACUUUACAUCAUUUCACUCGUGGUAUCUGCCAAAAUAAAAGCUUGAAGAUUUUAACAUUUGACAUUUAAGAAUUUAAGACAUAAAUGUUAGUAUUGUACCUUGUAAAAAAUAAAAGAAAAGAAAAAAAUAUUAUACCUUUAAUGAUCAAAUAUUCAUUUAAUUAUUUUACAGGACAGUUGUAAUUUAAAACCAUAAUGUAGUUAUGUCUUCAUUUUUGUAAAAAGACUUUAAAACAAUAACUUGCAAGCCAUGUGCACCAUUAACCAGCAUCAGAAAAGCGUGAACAUGUAAAUGGGCCACCUUGUGCAUUGCUGCUCUGUCUUUAGUCCAUUAAAGUCUGUUGUAAAUGUG